AUGCGCGCCUCCAUCACUAUCGCCGUCCUGUCCGCGAGCAGCGCGCUCGCCGUCAGUCUUCCUCCAUGCGCUUCAACCUGCGUCUCUCAAGGCCCCGGCUUUGGUAGCUGCGGCACUUUCGAUGUCAAGUGUAUCUGCUCGGAUACCACUCUGCUCGCGGAUUUGGCCUGUUGCGUGAGCACCGCUUGUAGUGCUGCGGAUCAACAGAACACAAUCGACUAUGCCAACUCCCUUUGCGCCGGCCAAGGCGUCAGCGACCUCCCACAAUCCGCGACUUGCUCAGCAGGUGCUUCAGGAGCCGCGAGCUCUACGGGCUCAGCCACAGGGUCUAUGUCCUCCAUGAGCACCUCUAUCCCGGCUUCAGUCUCCUCAUCCGUCUCCUCUGUCCUUGCCGCCGCUUCCUCUGGCACUACAUCGACCGUGAACUCGAGCGCGGCUUCGAGCGCGAGUGCCUCAGCUGCCAGUGCACAGUCCAGUGCCAGCAAGUCAGCCGUCAGUGCGCAGUCGAGCGCAUCGUCCGCGAACAGCGCCGCUGCGGCUAGUGCGACAAGCAGCUCGGAAGCAAAGGCCACGUAUGGUGCGAGUGGUAUGGGUGUGGGUGUUAUGCUUGCUGGUUUGAUUGCUGCGAUUUAA
Messenger RNA from Recurvomyces mirabilis, 633 nucleotides. RefSeq lists its product as uncharacterized. NCBI's taxonomy places the organism in Eukaryota, Fungi, Ascomycota, Dothideomycetes, Mycosphaerellales, Teratosphaeriaceae. The coding region runs from base 1 to 633 and encodes 210 amino acids. The record is from RefSeq and is a predicted model, not a curated record. The transcript has 2 exons.